UGUCCGCAGUCUCUGGUCAUCUCCUGUACUGUGUCCGCAGUCUCUGGUCAUCUCCUGUACUGUGUCCGCAGUCUCUGGUCAUUUCCUGUACUAUGUCCGCAGUCUCUGGUCAUCUCCUGUACUGUGUCCGCAGUCUCUGGUCAUCUCCUGUACUAUUGUCCGCAGUCUCUGGUCAUCUCCUGUACUGUGUCCGCAGUCUCUGGUCAUCUCCUGUACUGUGUCCGCAGUCUCUGGUCAUCUCCUGUACUGUGUCCGCAGUCUCUGGUCCAUCUCCUGUACUAUGUCCGCAGUCUCUGGUCAUCUCCUGUACAGUGUCCGCAGUCUCUGGUCAUCUCCUGUACUGUGUCCGCA
This is a messenger RNA of Staurois parvus, 351 nucleotides long. NCBI's taxonomy places the organism in Eukaryota, Metazoa, Chordata, Amphibia, Anura, Ranidae. The record is from the annotation of a GenBank genome assembly.